GCAUUACAUACCUAGCAUGGGUAGGUACCUCCUAGGUAAUUUAUAAUUAUCACUUGCAUAGGCACCUUCGCCGACUUUAUGCAUGACCGGGCUCUCCCCUUUAGAAUUUGUCUUCCAAAUCCAGUCCACGUCCUUCGUACUACAUCAUCUAUCUCGCGACAACUGUGAACUUUACGCGGCCCCCUCCAGUUCGACCCGACCCGAUUGUCUCUCCUUAUUUUUUUUUUCUUUUCUAUUUUCGAUAACUCUCGCUACAUCAUCAUAUUCUAGUGAUUCCUCUGUUUCGCGACGCCUGCUGUGCAGAUACAGCCGACCUCCAGAAAAAAGGGAUAUUAACUUGACGCUCUUUUCAAUUUCUUUCGAUUUUACUUCCUUUGCCCAAACGCUAUUAUACAACUUCUUUAUGCCUGUCUGUUUUGGUGACCCGACCAAGAAAAGAGCAUUUAUUAUCGUCCGCAGCGUAUAAUUCUAUAGCAGGGAACGUGUUUGCGAUCUGCGCCGAGUAAUCAUUUCUGCUAGACCGGGGCACGCACCUCUUGAAAAGCUUUACAACCGUUUGCUUGGAGGGUAUGCUAUAAAAUACGGUGUCUCAUGGAAGCUCGAUACUCUGGGUUACUAUUUAAGCCAGGCAAAUACCCUUGAUCAUGGCUUCAAAUCCACCAUCCACACAACCGGCUUCGCCCUCGGACGACACGGACAGUUUCCCCAGCCCCAAAUUCCCUGCCGGCCCUCCGAGCAUCAUCUCUUCGCGAAUGACCGACAUCGCGUCAGAGGACGGCGAUGGAGUUACUCGGGAGCAAACGAGGACGACUGCUGGGCAGAGGAGAAGUUUCCGCGUGUCCGACUCCCGACCCGGGACUGCUAGGACUGGCUUGUCCUCGUCGCGCGGCGCUUGGUCACAAGCAACUCCAUUAAGAAAGGGUAUACAAAGAGGAAGUAGCAUAAGUGGUAGUAUCAAAAGCGGCCGUCCGGCCAGCUCUACAAGCCGAACCCACGUACCCUUGGCUUCACAUGCGUUCUUUCAUCCUAUGAGUUCUCAGAAGCUUCAAGCCCAGCGAGGCGCACAACGAACUGGAUCUGGAAUGCAGCACCGGUUGAGCGUCGAAUAUGUACAGGAUGAUAACGAGUCUCAUAUCGCACCUCAGGAUGUUAGCACGUCGAGACCCGCACCACUUCUGGUUCGUCAUAUGACAGAUGAUGGGGACGCACAACUACCUCCUUCCAGGGGUACUGAGAUUACAGAGCCGUAUGAUCGUAUCACCGCCACUACAAGCCCGACUCGUGGUCACCACCCUACAGGCAGCCUUAGCGAGAGUAUGCGCCCCUUGCAGAAGAAGGCCGAGGAGAAGGGUCUCAAUCUGGACCUUGGUAAGACCAAGACCUAUAGGGAUCAGGAAAACUUACCGAGUCCUAUCAGAUCCCCGCGAUCUUUCAGAUCAGGGCUUUUCUUGCCGGGAAAAGGAGAGUCUGUUGCCCCCCCUGCUAACCGUAACAUGCACGGUGCGGAGAAGCUGUCUUCUGGCGCAUCAUCCCCUCGGUUCACCCCUGCUACCGCUAAUAUGCCGGCUACAAAAGUCAAGGCUGUGAAAGAGAAGGUGCAGGGCCAUGGCUAUAACCAUGAGUAUUUUGAAGGCAACACUGUAUUCUGCGUAGGAGGACGCUUGCAAAAUACGCGCCACCGGCCUAUCAACAUCGCGACUGGCCUCCUUUUUGUUUUGCCGUCUAUCCUUUUCUUCGUAUUCUCUGCCUCCUACUUAUGGCAUCAUGUCUCGCCUGCUGUGCCUAUCGUUUUUGCCUACUUGUUCUAUAUCUGUAUCUCGUCUUUCCUUCGCGCAUCAGGUUCAGACCCAGGGAUAUUACCUCGGAAUAUCCACCAGUUUCCCCCAGUGGAUGAGCAUGAGGACCCUUUGCGUUUAGCACCUCCGACCAACGACUGGACUCUAACAAAAUCAGCCGAGUCAAGUACUGCAGCAAUGGAGGUGCCAACUAAGUACUGUAAAACCUGCAACAUCUGGCGCCCUCCUCGAGCCCAUCACUGUCGUCUGUGCGAUAAUUGUGUCGAGACUCAGGACCAUCACUGUGUUUGGAUCAACAACUGUGUUGGAAGACGUAACUACCGGUACUUCUUUACUUUUCUAGCCUCUGGUACUCUUCUCGGGAUUUACCUGGUUGGUGCGUCGCUUUCUCAGGUACUAGUCUUUUCGAAGGAAGAGAAUGUGUCAUUUGGAACAGCUGUCAGCCACUUCCGGGUCCCCUUCGCCAUGGUCAUCUAUGGGUUUAUAUGCCUCUUGUACCCCGCGGCUUUGAUGGGUUACCACCUCUUCCUUAUGGCUAGGGGCGAAACAACCCGGGAGUUCCUUAAUUCGCAGAAGUUCUUAAAGAAAGACCGAUAUAGGGCGUUUGCUCAGGGUAGCAUGUGGAAGAACUGGGUUGUAGUGCUAUGCCGUCCGCGACCGCCAACGUACUAUCGUUUUAAGCAUCGAUUCGAGGAGGGGGAUCAGCGUUUUGGGGUGCGGCGGAAUCAGCACAGGAGCAAUUCUUCCCGGGGCGGAGAGGACAUGGAAAUGCAAGCUGUGCGACCCCCUUCUACUGGCUUUCAAGGGCCAACCGCUCUACGCAACUUGACGGCCAGUACGCGAUAAAGUGCUAGGUAUAUACGUCUCCUUCUACUUGGCUCUAGCGACCGAUUGUCCUAUCAUUCUUUGCCAGGCAAUAUUUUAUGUAAUGUCUUGUAGCACGAAUACCCCUUCAAUCAACUUGCUUUUUUUUUUCGUUUCUUUUUCAUUCUGUAUUAUUAUGAAUAUCGGUAUUAAGGGAAACGCGUGACACUAUUGUACGUUGCUUCGUAGGGUCUCUGGAAAGAGCUGAGACCUGAUAUGUAUUAUGUAUAUGUAUGAGGUCAACGGGUGAUUAGGGAUUAGGAACGGAUUUGCCUAAAUGAGGUUAUGAAAGAAAGAACCGGGUUACGUUUAUGUUCAUGUUCAUGUUCAUGUUCAGACCUCGUGUGGAAAAUACGAUUCUAUAAAAGUGUGUUUGUAAUACUUUUCAACAUCUUGCUUUAAGUAACCUUAGGUAGAUACCUAACAUAACCUGUACCCAACAUGUAACCAACCCAACCCAAGAUAGGC
Molecule: messenger RNA, 3128 nt
Organism: Daldinia caldariorum
Lineage: Eukaryota; Fungi; Ascomycota; Sordariomycetes; Xylariales; Hypoxylaceae
Product: zf-DHHC-domain-containing protein
Exons: 2
Coding region: 645-2642 (665 amino acids)
Biological process (GO): peptidyl-L-cysteine S-palmitoylation; protein targeting to membrane
Cellular component (GO): endoplasmic reticulum; Golgi apparatus
Molecular function (GO): protein-cysteine S-palmitoyltransferase activity
Source: RefSeq, a predicted model, not a curated record